Messenger RNA from Fragaria vesca subsp. vesca, 924 nucleotides. Its product is annotated as cytochrome P450 71A8-like. The coding region runs from base 1 to 924 and encodes 307 amino acids. The transcript has 2 exons. Lineage: Eukaryota; Viridiplantae; Streptophyta; Magnoliopsida; Rosales; Rosaceae. Gene Ontology annotation, molecular function: heme binding; iron ion binding; monooxygenase activity. The record is from RefSeq and is a predicted model, not a curated record.
AUGUUUGCGCAGCUCUCUAUAGAAUUUGCCGAGUUAUUGGGGCGUGUGAAUAUCGGGGACUAUAUUCCAUGGCUCUCUUGGGUCAGCCGUGUUAGUGGUUUGGACGCCAAACUAGACAGUUUGGCUAAACGGUUCGACCAAUUUUUAGAUAUGGUUGUUCAAGAGCAUAUAGACAGUUCAAAGGGUUCUCAAAGAGAUGAGGAUGAUGGCCAAAAUGAUUUCGUGGACGUUUUGCUUUCGGUCCAGAAACAAAACACAGUCCCCAUCGAUAGAGUUGGCAUAAAGGGUAUCGUCUUGGAUGUGUUCGUCGGUGGCAGCGAGACUACGUUCACAAUUUUAGAAUGGGCGAUGUCGGAGCUUUUCAAGCAUCCAAGUGUUAUGAAGAAAUUACAAAAUGAGGUUAGAGGAAUAGUCGGAAAUAAGCAAAACAUAAUAACAGAGGAUGAUUUGGGUGGAAUGAACUAUUUGAAGGCAGUAAUCAAAGAGACUCUUCGCUUGCAUCCUCCAGCUCCAUUACUAUUUCCCAGGAUGGCUAGCCAAGAUGCAACGGUAAAUGGUUACAAUAUCAAGCGCGGCACACUAGUUUUUGUUAAUGCAUGGAAGAUUGGAAGGGAUCCAAAGUCAUACAACGACCCAGAAGAGUUUAAACCAGAAAGGUUUUUGAGUAAUGUCGUAGAUUAUAGAGGGACCGAUGAUUUCCAAUUUAUUCCAUUUGGGGCUGGCAGAAGGGGUUGUCCAGGAAUUCAGUUUGCCAUGGCUGUUCAGGAGAUUGCUUUAGCAAAUUUGAUUCACAAGUUUGAUUGGGUAUUGCCUUAUGGUGCAAGAGGGGAGGAUUUAGACAUGACUGAGGAGAGUAAUAGUUCAACUAUACAUAGAAAAUAUCUUCUUAAGGCCAUGGCUAUACCAUAUCAUUGCUCAGGUUAA